AUGGAUCGAAAGUAUCAGAGAGUCGAGAUGGGGGCGGGAGCGUUUCACCAUCCCCCAAGAGCCAAAUACAGCGAGGAGACGAAGAGUUUAAUAAAACUUUUGAUGGAAGAAUCGAAGGUGACCAUGAUGCAAAGGAAAUCUAUUCAAGAAGCAAUCGAUAGAGGGGAGUCCUUGCCACUUCCCAUGGAAAGAUCGAGCGGGAAACUAAAUAAUCAUGAUUCCGAGUAUCAAGUCAUGAUGCCUACUGUUUGGAAAAGACGGACCAAAGAUAUGAUCGUUAAAAGCGGAGCGUACGAGAGAGAACAGUAUAGGAGAACAUUUCCUUUACCCAACAAGGAGAAACAGAAGCGUCAUUUAGCAUGCAUAAUGGCGUAUGGGAAAGAUAUGCCGGAAACACCCCAUGGUCCAAAGGUUCUCCACAAAGUGAAACGAGAAUCAUGUUUGCCUGAUAAAUUUGAUCCUGUUGACGAUCUGGUACGGGGGAUUCAAGAAAGAAUGGAAUUUUUAAGCGAUAUGAAAUGCCUAGGGAUGGAAAAGAAAUAUCGUCCUAUUAUGCAACAAGAAAUAGCGCAUAAAUUGCGUAUACUUGAAUCACUAGAUAAACAAAAGACUAAAGAAAUUCGGAAAGAGAUGAGGAGUCUUGAGAAACCGUUACCAAAACCACUCUCAUCUGGGCAAUUUGAUGAAAAUUAA
Molecule: messenger RNA, 693 nt
Organism: Colletes gigas
Lineage: Eukaryota; Metazoa; Arthropoda; Insecta; Hymenoptera; Colletidae
Exons: 5
Coding region: 1-693 (230 amino acids)
Source: RefSeq, a predicted model, not a curated record